Messenger RNA from Cydia fagiglandana, 2184 nucleotides. RefSeq names its product adenylyltransferase and sulfurtransferase MOCS3 (gene Uba4). The coding region runs from base 79 to 1959 and encodes 626 amino acids. Gene Ontology annotation, molecular function: thiosulfate-cyanide sulfurtransferase activity; URM1 activating enzyme activity; nucleotidyltransferase activity. Gene Ontology annotation, biological process: protein urmylation; tRNA wobble position uridine thiolation. The record is from RefSeq and is a predicted model, not a curated record. Gene Ontology annotation, cellular component: cytoplasm. The transcript is spliced from 11 exons. Lineage: Eukaryota; Metazoa; Arthropoda; Insecta; Lepidoptera; Tortricidae.
CUACAAGCAGCGAACUCAUGCGGAUUUUAGAAUAAUAUGUUUAUUAUUUAUUAAUUUUAAGCUUAAUUUAAUCACAUAAUGGAGUGUAUAAGCAUAUUAGAACGGGAAAUUGCCGAUUUGCGCAAGACCUUAGCCGAGAAAGAAACCGAGCUGUGCGAAAUUAAGAAGAAAUGGUUAUCGAAACCGCAAGACAAUCAGAUGCAAGCGAACCCCAACGGGUUUCAUGGCCAGGCCCAUGUAGAACGUCUGCCCCGAUGGGCAAUAGAAAGGUACAGCCGACAAAUCCUGCUGCCCGAGAUUGGUGUAGAAGGGCAGGCGGCGCUGCUGGCUGCUAAGGUGCUCCUGGUCGGAGCUGGUGGACUUGGCUGCCCGGCUGCCGCGUACCUAGCAGGCGCCGGUGUUGGUGAAAUAGGCCUUGUGGACUACGACACCGUGGAUGUGACCAACAUUCACCGGCAGCUGUUACACGGGGAAAUAGAUCAGGGCACCAGCAAAGUGCAGUCAGCCGCUGCCGCUUUAAGGAGGAUAAACUCUAACGUGACGGUGACCACACACGAUACGCAGUUGUCCUCUACCAACGCGCUGGACAUCGUGGGUCGGUACCAUAUGGUGCUGGACUGCUCGGACAAUGUACCGACUAGGUACCUUUUGAAUGACGCUUGCUCUCUUACUAAGCUGCCCCUUAUAUCCGGAAGUGCCUUAAAAAUGGAGGGACAGCUCACGAUAUACGGAUAUCGAGCGCCGAAGGAUCCCAACGAAAAGGAGGCAUACCAGGGCCCGUGCUAUAGAUGCCUCUUCCCGUCCCCCCCACCCCCCGAAACGGUCGGCAGUUGCUCCGCCAAUGGGGUGGCAGGGCCCGUACCCGGACUAAUAGGCGUGCUACAAGCGCUGGAGGCCAUUAAGCUUAUAGUGGGUUAUCCUCACAAUAAGCUGUUAGUCGAGCGUAUGCUUAUCUUCGACGGCGAUGACUGUACCUUCAGAAAUGUGAAACUCCGUCCGCGCAACGCAGAGUGCGCCGCCUGUUCGGCCUCCCCGACCAUCACUCGGUUGAUCGACUACGAGGCCUACUGCAAGGCGAAGGCCUCAGAUAAGAAAAAAGCCGACGCCAAAAUCAAAUCGCAACGUAGAAAAGAAGAGAAAGAAAAACGCAUGUCCGGCCAAAGCUACUACGGCUUCCGGAGAGACAGGGACAGAGCGAAAUGGGUCCAGGACGUGUUGAAGCAGGAGAGAAAGAUGGGUCCGGCCUGCUCAUCGCCGUUCUGUAAGAAAGGGAUGGCGAGAAAGUGCCCGAGCUUUAGCGAGGAUGUUAGGAUGAAGAUAUUUGAUUAUUUUUGGAACGAGUUGGAUUGGGCGGGGAAGAAGAAUUUUGUACGAUCUCUAGUGGACAAUAUACCCGCGAAACGAAGAAGACUGAAACACAAAGGCGAAAUAUCGAGAAAAGGCGACUCCAAAUUGUACCACCUUGUAUACAACGACCAAAAACUGCCCGUCUGCCGAACAACCUUCCUCAACACUCUAGGAGUCAAAGAGGCUAUGAUCAGAUGCUGGCUCGUCAAAGAAGAUAGACCUAAAGAACCCAAAAAGCCUCUAAAAGCUUUAAACGUAGAAACAUAUAUAGAUAGUUUACCUAAAGUCGAAAUUAAAUGUCCAUAUUGCAAAUCUACACCUAUGUACAGUGAUUUAUUCUACUUAGAUUUAAGUAGCGUUAAAAAUCAGUACCAAUUAUAUAAUCAUUAUGUAAAAGAUAUGAAAUUAAAAGGCUUGGUGCCGGCGUCUAGAAAGACGUUCUCUAAAGUAUUUUUGGCAAAGAAUUUAAAGAUUUUUAAGCCCAAAAAUGAGAGUGAUGUGUGUGAUAUAGUGAGCCAGCAUAAUGUUAUGAACAGUAGUUACCAAUUGGACAAUUUGAAUUUGGAUUUGGGACAGAGUGUUAUUAAUAUUAAUUAUACUACACAAUGGUGAACAAAAUAGACGUUUAUAAUUUAUAUGAUUGCUACAUAAUGCCUUCUUUAUUUAUAUUUAUUUAAAUACCGUAUCACUGUUGUCUCCCGGGUCACGCGACAACACCUUUGUCUCCUGGGUCACGCGACAACACCAACUCAAAAUAUUUUUGACUUUUGUUGAUUAAUUUAAAUAUGUACCUAUUUGUAUUGUAUUUAAUUGUAUAUAAAAUGUAAAUGACUGUAA